CCAAUGGCUUUCUUGAUGAAAAGCAUGAUAAGUAACCAGGUAAAGAGUUUCGGAUUUGGUGGCGGGUCUGAAGAAAAAAAGGAGGAAGGAGGCGCCUCGGAUCCUGCAGCAUCUCAAGGGAUGACGAGGGAGGACUAUGAGGAGUAUCAGAAGCAGAUGAUUGAGGAGAAGAUGGAAAGAGACGCUGCAUUUACACAGAAAAAGGCAGAGAGGGCCUGCCUCCGAGUUCAUCUCAGAGAGAAGUACAGGCUCCCGAAGAGCGAGAUGGACGAGAACCAGAUCCAGAUGGCUGGAGAUGAUGUGGACUUGCCCGAAGACCUGCGGAAAAUGGUAGACGAAGAUCAAGAAGAGGAAGAGGAUAAGGAUUCCAUUCUUGGGCAGCUGCAGAACCUUCAGAACAUGGACCUGGACACCAUCAAAGAAAAAGCUCAGGCCACCUUCACGGAAAUCAAGCAGUCGGCAGAGCAGAAGUGUUCAGUGAUGUGAGGGACGGGCAGAGAGCAGGGAACGAAGAGCAGGAAGCAGGUCAGAGUGGACAGGACCGUUCGUUCUCCUGCAUAGACUUAGUGACCACAGUGAGAAAAACCAUGGGGGUGGAGAGACAGCAUAAUGGUUCUGCAAAAAACUUUCAUGCCCUGAGGCUCUGAGGACCCAGGUUCAA
Erinaceus europaeus (western European hedgehog) is the source of this 661-nucleotide messenger RNA. It is a transcript of the gene CPLX4, whose product is annotated as complexin 4. Gene Ontology annotation, biological process: neurotransmitter transport; regulation of neurotransmitter secretion; synaptic vesicle exocytosis. The transcript has 3 exons. The record is from RefSeq and is a predicted model, not a curated record. Gene Ontology annotation, molecular function: syntaxin binding. Bases 4 to 486 code for a protein of 160 amino acids. Gene Ontology annotation, cellular component: SNARE complex; terminal bouton. NCBI's taxonomy places the organism in Eukaryota, Metazoa, Chordata, Mammalia, Eulipotyphla, Erinaceidae.